GCGCGUGGGGGAAAAUGUUAAGACUGGUGUUGUGUUGGUUGUGUUGUGGCCGCCGCGGUGCUCCUCCCACCCAACAUUCUCUCUCAAAUGACGCCACAAUGAGCAAGGGCAUACGGAACUUGGUGUCCAAACGAAAGCGCAGGUUCAAAGAAGAUGGCUACGACCUGGAUCUCAGCUAUAUCACAGAUCGUCUUAUCGCCAUGGGCUUCCCUGCUCAGAAGUUGGAGGGUGUCUACAGAAACCAUAUUGAUGACGUAUGCCGCUUCCUAGAAGACAGACACAAGGACCAUUAUAGAAUAUAUAAUUUGUGCUCUGAGAGAAAUCGAUCGUACGACGUAGCAAGAUUCCAUAACCGCGUUAGAACGUUCCCAUUUGCUGACCACAAUCCUCCUCCUCUGAUUGAUAUCGAGCCACUAUGCAAAGAUAUGGCAGAUUGGCUCAAUGAAGAUCAGAAAAAUGUGGCAGUUGUGCACUGUAAGGCUGGAAAGGGCCGAACAGGCGUCAUGAUAUGCUGCUACCUACUUCACUGCCGAUUCAAGAUUUUAGCACAAGAUGCAUUGGACUUUUAUGGAGAUAAGAGAACUUUUGAUAGAAAAGGAGUAACUAUACCCAGCCAAAGAAGAUAUGUGGAGUACUAUGCCAAACUAGUCACCUCAAACUUUAAUUAUAAUCCACCUUAUGUACGUCUCAGGGAAGCCAGAAUGACUGCCCCACUAUCCAGUGUAAAUUCAGAGGUGUAUCUGGUAAUAAGCUCCCAUAGUAACAAAAAAGGAUAUAGCUCACAGCAGUGUGAUGUGCGGAAAGGCAAGGAAUCGAUAUAUCUGCCCGUAAAGGAUGAGGUAGCCAGACCUAUUUCGGGCGAUAUCAAAAUUGAGCUAAAACGAACUAACUUUGUUAGACGAACGGACAAAUUAUUUAGUGCCUGGCUAAAUACGCACUUUAUAUUUGAGGAAGGCAAAAAAUUAACAAAUGGAUGUGAAAUUACUGCAUCUGACCAAAAUAAUCACAAUACCUGCAACACUCAAAAUAUUAGACAAAGAAGUAAUAGUUUCCGUGUGGCCGAACAUAACUGCUUUAGGCACAAGAGACGGGAGUCAGCUGAAGCGAGGGUGCUUCCCGCUGGCCUCGGUGGGGACAGGCAAGACUCUCGCAAGUCUGAGAGGCACAUGCGUGAGCGGGCAGAGAGCAAGAGCCUUCCCACUGGGCAUCUCACCAACUUAACAGAGGAUGACUGGCUUCCCCCUGGGGCUGAUCUCAGUCCCUUUUCACGUCCCCGCCAUCAUAACCGCCACCGACGCCGACACCAUACCCAGCAUCUCCCCGGGUGUGGAGGAGUGGGAGAUUCUUGGGAGGAUGCCCGAGCCGGCGAGCAGGAGGUGCUGGUCGUGUUAAAGAAGGACCAGUUAGAUAAGGCUAACAAAGACACGCAUCACAAAUUGCUACCAGAAGACUUUCAGAUUGAGCUAUGGUGGAUGGUGACGUAUGUAAACAAGGGGGGUAGUAAUGUGUUAGACUCCAGAGAUAGUGGCUCUACGCCAAGCACAAUUACUCCGUCAGGCUCCUCGUCUGACACGGAUGAUGACGACGACGACGAAGAAGAUGAGGACUGGGACUCAGUUCUGUGCUUGCCUGCAUAUUUUGGCCUGAAGCUUAAUACCAAAAAAGUAUGUUGUUGUUGUAUGUAUUAAAGUACUGUAUUUGAUUGACUAUGACUAUAUCAAACUAUCCUGUAAUUGAUUUUUGUUUCUCUUGCAAAUGAAAUUUCUUUUAAUAAUGGACUAUUAUAAGAAAUUAUAAUUACUUGGAAGUUCUGUACCUUAGUCUUUUUCUUGGCUGUUCUAGUUGUGUGUUGUACAUUUAGUGAUUUGAAUUAUAAUUGUCCAAAUUUCAUGUCAUAUACUAGUAUUAAUUUUCAAGAUUGAUUCACAUGAACAUUAUUGAUGUGACAUAUGAGUGUUAUUAGUCAUAGUUUGUUUACUACAAAAAUAAAAUAAAAUAAAACUUUAACCAAAACUUACAAGUAUAUCCUGUGUGAUGUGUUGACUAAAGCAAGUAUGCUGUACAAUGUACAUAAUUUUAUUUAUCAAUCAAAUUAAUAACAUGUUUAUGUAAAUGUUUAUCCCUUAAUUUCUGCAUGUGAUUCUUUUUAUUGAUUUGAUUCUUUUACACUAUGGCAUAUAUAUAUAUAUAUAUAUAUAUAUAUAAUAUAUAUAUAUUUAUUUUUUGCUUUUCUAAUUGUUUACAAGCAGAGAGGCCUUGGCAUCCUUACUUGUGCAUAAUAAUUCAUUAAACUCUAUUACUGAAGCACGAAAUGUGAAUUACGAUACAGUAAUUACAUUAAUUACUGUAUUGUUGAUUGAAUAUAAAAGUACAACAGUUUGUAUUAUUCACUUGAUGAAGAAAGGGAAAAAAAUAAUGUUGAGCUGUUUGAAUAUAAUUUGAAGAAUGUGUUUUCAUAGUUAUUUCAAGUGGUGAUGGAUUAAUUUUUUCAAGAGGUGUACAAAUUAUUUCAAGAGGUGAUAGAUAAAUUGUUUGCUUCGGGAAGGGAUAGGUAAAUUGUUUGCUUCAAGAAGGGAUAGGUAAAUUGUUUGCCUCAAGAAGGGAUAGGUAAAUUGUUUGCCUCAAGAAGGGAUAGGUAAAUUGUUUGCUUCAGUAGGUGAUAGAUAAAUUGUUUGUUUCAAUAGGUGAUAGGUAAAUUGUUUGCUUCAGGAAGGGAUAGGUAAAUUGUUUGCUUCAGGAAGGGAUAGGUAAAUGGUUUGCUUCAAGAAGGGAUAGGUAAAUUGUUUGCUUCAGGAAGGGAUAGGUAAAUUGUUUGCUUCAGGAAGGGAUAGGUAAAUGGUUUGCCUCAAGAAGGGAUAGGUAAAUUGUUUGCUUCAAGAAGGGAUAGGUAAAUUGUUUACUUCAAGAAGGGAUAGGUACAGUUUGCUUUAGGAAGGGAUAGGUAAAUUGUUUGCUACAAGAAGGGAUAGGUAAAUUGCUUCAAUAAGGGAUAGGUAAAUUGUUUGCUUCAAGAAUGGAUAGGUAAAUUGUUUGCUUCAAGAAGGGAUAGGCAAAUUGUUUGCUACAAGUGAUGUUGAAUAAAUUGAUUACCAUGUAAUUUUUUGCUCUACCUUUUUACAAUUAUACUCUCUUGCAUAACGGUAGUUUUCUGUGCUAAACAUUCCUGAUUUUUAUUUUUAUACCAAAAUGCAGUUAAUUGAAAAUCUUCUUUUACCACUUGCAACUAAGAUUUGCAGGUAUUGUUAUCAAUUACUUCCAUUGUUAAUGUAUUGCUAUUUGCCAAUAUCAAAUGCUCCUCAAAGAUGCAUUUUUAUUUGGACAUGCUGUAUGAGUUUGCAUAUUUUGCUUAAUGUGAUCACAUAGCUGGUCCAACUACUGAAUUUGUUAAAAGUAUAAUUGGUGAUGUUCUCUUUAUAGUGCAGUAUAGUACAGUGCAAUCUCGGUUCAGCAAACUAGAUGGGGACCAACCCCCAAUUAGUUGGAGUGAGGGAUUUGUUGCUACAGGGGUACACAAUAAACUAGCUGCCUCCGGCAGCAACAACAGACAAAGAAUUGCUACUUUUGUAUGAUUAAUUAUUUUUGAAUGCGUUGCUGUGUCUGCUUCUAAUGUUUCAUUCAUUUACAAAAUUUGCUAAAACAUGAUUGGAGCCCUAAUAUGUUACUAUUCAUACCUUAAUAAUUCCCUUGCUCUGUGGGCAAAUUUCACAGAGCAAAAUUGUAAUUUCAAGCCAUUAUAUGAUUGACUUUUAUCAGAACAUGUCAUUAAAGAGAUUUCAUCACGUCUAGCAUAUUUCCCAUGCCCUAGCCUUGAAACAUCAUUUUUGAAGAAGGGAGCAUAUUUAGGUGGUCAAAAACUGUGACAACUCAAAAUUGAAGUGAAGAAUAGAAUUCCGUUUGAAAUGUGCUCAAUGACUUACCCACGGCUUCAACUCUUUGUUCUAAUAUGUCCAUCUUGGAAAAUCAUUAAAAAACAUGAUUGGAGCCAUAUUAAGAGUGCUAACAUUCAUGCACUAAUAUUUACCAUGUUCUAUGAGCUGCUUUCACUAAGCAAAUUUUUAAUUUCAACCAUUAUAUGGUAGCAACUUUCCCACAAGUUUGUGAACUCGGGCCCAGCUUCCUUAGCAAAUCCCUUGCUUCACCAUAUCUCCAAACACUUGUUCGGCGAAGUGGGUUAGUAAAUCUGACAUGAAAAGUGUGCGUUGCAACCAAAGAUUCGCCGGGAUGAGGUUUGCUGAAUCGAGGUUACACUGUUCGGUGAAGUUUGUUUCUUGAGCACUGGGGAAAUAUAUGUACUGUACAUUUUAGCAAGUAUAAAGGGGGCAGGAGAUACAAACUGCUGAGAAAGAUGGUGGAAAUUGGAAGAAAGAUAUUACAGUACCUGGUUCAUUUAUGCUCCCUACAUUCUAGCAUUCCAUUGUACUUGCUCUUGAUGCUGUGAAUGGAGAUGCUUUCACCAUAUCUGCCCCAAGCUCUUUCCACUUGCUUACUACUCGCACUGCAUAUGAGUACUUUGUUAUUUCUCCUAUUCAUAUGUUUCCAGUUUCCAUCUGUGCCCUCCCUCAUUCUGCAUUUCUCUGGACAAGGCUUUCUCUCCGCUUACCUGUUUCUCUCUCUACAUUGUAUGUCGUGAUCAUGUCUUCUCCAGACCUUGUUUCUUCUUGGAUUCCCUUAAUUUGUUUUCAUAGUUUAUAAUACACGUUAUGAAGCGAGAGAAUGCGCCUAUUAGGAAGCUCUAGCUCAUCAAUACUUACCAGUGUCUAUGGAGAACAGUAUCUGGCUCUUGGGGUCUGCCUCCUAGCUAUUGGUAUGUGAUGCUUUUAUAUAUAUCAGCAUUAUAGUUCACUGUUGUGUGUCCUCUUGAAACUAAUGGAAAGGUAAUCCACACUUCUCCCAGCGCAUUUCACUUGCCAUCUAUACUACAUCACAUUUUCUUACAUCUUGUACAUAUGUGUGUUUCUUACUAAACCCCAAGUUCUCUUGUCCUAUUAUUACAUAUUUGAGAUUGUGUGACUUUCUCUUAAAAAGACAAUGUCUUAGGGAGAAAGCAUAUGCCUCUUCAGAACUUACAAGCUAGGGUAAUAUAUUAAAAAUAUGCCUGUAGGUAUGUACAAGACGCUCACAAGAUGCUAGAUUUGCACGGUUAAUGAGCAAGAUGAUUAUCAAAUUAAUAUUUAAGACAAUAAUUAGCUAAUGGAAAUAUAUUUAUAGUCCUACUGUACCAUAUUUUUUGUUCGAGUGCCUAUGUUUAAGUUGGUGCAAGGUGAAUAUUGAAGGGAGCACAGGUGUUAUUUAUCUUGACGUGCAAGUGUGGGGAAGCAUGCAUGCGUGUGAAUGCAUUGGUGUCUAUACACAUGCACUGCACAACUCCACGAGUCGAAAAGUAUAUAGGGCUAAGAGUAUAUGAAGAGCCAAGUCUAAUGCUAAAGGUACUUAUUAACAGAAAAACAUUUUGUGAUUAUGUGAAGUUGGCAAAUAUGCCACUUGUCUUGAGAGUAAACAGCUACAGUAAGGAGCCCACACCAAAAAAUGCUCCCUUUGGGCACAGAUAGGCAAGUUUGCACAAUGAAAUUACAAUAACGUAAUGUAUCUAUGGGGUGUCGAGAGAUGAGAAUCCAGUCCAGCUCAUUAUAAGAAUGUGAGAAAAGCUACUGGAAUUAAGUAACAUAUUGCUGGAAGACAGCAGAAUUAAGGGAGACAUGAUUACCGUGUAUACAAUUGAGGGGAAUUGAUGUGGCAGAGAGGACAGACUAUUCAGCAUGAGUGGUACUCAACUAAGGAAGCAAAAAGUGAAACUGACCAACAAUAUAAGCCAUAUUGAUAUUAGAGAUAACUUUCUCACUGUCAGAAGAGUGAACAAAUGGAAUGUACUAAGAUGCAAAAGGGUGGAGGCUGACUCCAUAUACAGUUUCAAAUGUAAAUAUGAUAGAGCUCAGUAGGCAAAGGAAUCUGAACACCAGUUGAUGGAAAGCUAAGAGGCAUUACCCAAGAGCAGACGUUCAGCCCUUACAAGCACAAUUUGGCAAGUUCCCACACUUGUUCUUACACAUUCACAUCCUCUUUUUCAUAUGUACACAUACACACAUAGCCUUCCCUCACAUGCACACAUACAUGUAUCUUUUGCUGCCACAAGAUCGGUGGUUUGAGCCAGCAUCAACACUUAGCGUCAUGUGACAACGAUAAUUGGGAAGAUGGGACACAAAACAUUGCUCUCAUCCUGUAACACUUGCACAAUCUCCACAACCUCCACCCACGUGCACAACCUCCACCCACGUGCACAACCUCCUCCCACGUGCACAACCUCCACCCACGUGCACAACCUCCUCCCACGUGCACAACCUCCACCCACGUGCACAACCUCCACAACCUCCACCCACAUGCUGGCACAAAUACAUUAAUAAUUGUCUUUAAGGCAGGAAAUGCAAAGUUGACAGUAUUCUUCAGCUCCUGCGGGCUUGCUUGUUAAGCUUAUUGAUCAUGGCAAUACAGUAUGUUUGUUACCUCAUCUUUGCUCUUGAAAUAAUUGAGAGAUGCCACCAAAAUUGCAAGUUGUUAAGUUUUACGGAAUGAGUCACAGUAAUGUUGCCAAAAAUUUUACACCGAACCCACAAAUAUGAAAAGAAAGGGACAUUUCCGGCUGUGAUAAGGGUCAAUGACAGACCAAAAUGCCAUUACUUUUUCUUUUAUUUCAUGUGUGUGGGUUGGGUGUCUUAAUUGUUAAGUUUUGUUUUAUACUAUUCAUGUUUUAUAUAUAUCAUUGUUGUCUGUUUACAUGCACUUGUACCUUUCCAUGCUCUGUUUCUCAAAUAUUGGACCAUUAAACAUUAUUCUUGUAACCCUUAUAGUGUUUGGAUGGAUGCUAUUUGCAUGCUUUAUUUUUACUGUAGCAAGGCUCAAUAGUAUGUGUUUUUGGAACUGUCAUACUGAGCAAAGUUUGUCAAUAAAUGAUAACUCUGUAGUCAAAGUAGACGUUAAGAAUGAAUUCAGUGUAUCCAUUUUUUUCUCUCGGUGGAAGACGCCCAGAACACAGCACAAAUGGAAUCGCGAGCUUGUCAUAUUUUUAGCUUGUCAUGGUGCAGCUGAUAGUGUGCGCGCCUGAGAAGUUCAGUGAAGGGGGGGAAGGUUAGAUCUCGUUAUACAACCUCAAUAUUUGUUAGUAAAUCUGUGUUCAUUUGCACGAAUGACAUUGAUAAAUACUAUGCAUUUAAUGAAUGAUUAUAAUUUAAUGUACACUAAGUACUUGCAACAGUAUUUUGUCUUUGAACAAUGAGGCAGGACCUUUGACAAGCCACCGGCUUCCUGUCUGUUUUGAUGCCACUGUAGACAUCAAAAACAGACAUCAGGUAAAUAUCAAAUAAAAAAAAACAUGCCUAGUACAGUACUUUUAUGUGGAAGCAAAUGGAAAAUUUUUGUUGAGGUUCAAAUCUGUUUUAUAAGGUUUUAAUGAUGUAGAGUAUUUUAACAUUCUUCAUUGCUUGGAAAAUAGAGAUGAAAUUUAUUUAAAAUUUAUAAAAAACAAUUUUCUAUAAGCAAUUAAAGGUUGUCAAUUAAAAAUUGACAGCAUAGUAUAUUAUACUCUUGCAAAUUCCAGGUUAAUAUUUAUGUAAAUUUUGGUAAUUAUUAUUCAGAGGAGCCUCGAUUAACGAAUUUAAUCCAUUCCGGCACCGAGCUCGUCAUGUGAAAUGCUCGUCUCGUGAAACGAAUUUCCCCAUUUAAAAUAAUGGAAAUAAAAUUAAUCCGUUCCACCUCCGAAAAACAUCAAUAUGACAUUUAAUAAUGUAAUUAUAAUACAUGUAAUUAUUAUAAAUGUUUUGUUUUCCUGUUUUCAACUGUACUUUACCUUAUGAAGUCGUUGCUGGUUUGAGGGAGAUGAUGGGGGCGGAGGAGAGGGGGUUACAGUGUGGAAGGAGAAUCCACCUCUGAGUCAGGCGAUUUCCUUCUUCAAAUCUACAUUAAUUGUCUGUCUACCUCUUGACAACACUAUCUUUAGCAAGCAGCUUCUUUGGCGACAUCGUGGGUUACAAAUUGUAGUAACAAAAC
Molecule: messenger RNA, 8037 nt
Organism: Procambarus clarkii (red swamp crayfish)
Lineage: Eukaryota; Metazoa; Arthropoda; Malacostraca; Decapoda; Cambaridae
Product: phosphatidylinositol 3,4,5-trisphosphate 3-phosphatase and dual-specificity protein phosphatase PTEN
Biological process (GO): negative regulation of cell population proliferation; protein dephosphorylation; cell motility
Cellular component (GO): cytosol; cell projection; nucleus
Molecular function (GO): phosphatidylinositol-3,4,5-trisphosphate 3-phosphatase activity; protein tyrosine phosphatase activity
Source: RefSeq, a predicted model, not a curated record